CUCACAGAUGUUGACUGGAGACGAAGUCCUUACCUCAUAUUCUCAUAAACUUUUUCGCAGUCUGUUAUUGCAUUUUUAGAGGUCAGAGACUCAUUGAAAUACUCCUACAACACAAGGAAGUAACACUUCUUGUAAGGUAAUCUCCACUCCCUCUUGUGUACUGUAUCAUUGCGUACUGAACAAAUGAUCAUAUUAUUUAUGUGAAAUGAUGGCUUGGAUUUUGUUUCGGGUUGGGACUCGGUUAAGAAAAUAAUAUUUUCAACCAGUUUUGUCUUGCUGGUUGUGAACUCAGAUAUUAGAGUCUCUUGAAUGUAAUAUAUAAUAGUGUUAGGAUUUGUGGGGUUGUGAACUCAGAUAUUAGGCUCUCUCGAAUGUAAUACAUAAUGGUGUUAGGAUUUAUGGUGUGGGAUGAGAGAAUACUAAAAGUUGCUUUAUAGAGUGAGGAAGGAAAAAUGUUAGGGGGUUGAGAACUUGUAAUCUCCUGUUUUCUUUGCAUAGUAAAUGUAUGUAGGCUAUACCCGAAUCGCUUAAAUUUUUAGAUCUUCUAUGGUGUGUAGUUUAUUUUUCUAUUAUUAUUUUAUUGUGUUCUAGUUCUGCAACGUUUGUUAGACUGUUGAAAAAAAGUUCUUUGUUGGAUGAAGAUUAACAUCGAAAAUGACCACAUGAUUGUCGUAAUGAACUCUUUUAAAUUAGUACAUAUUUUAGCACAAAAAAUACAUACAACUUCUAUAUCUGUUCAUAUUAAAUUGGGAAUUUGGGUUGUACAACUUAUGUCACCGUGUUGUUCAUAUUAAAUUGGUAUUAUUGAAAAACAAUAUUUUGAAAAUAUCAUUAAACAAAUCAGUUAAAAAUAUAUGUUUAAUUUGAUAAAAUUAAGUAAAUUAAAGAAGAAAUGUAAAAAUUUGGCCGACCAUUGUGAUCUGCAGCAAACAAAUGAAUUUUAAUACAAGUUUUUAAUUGUAUAAUCUUUUUUUCAUGCGCAUGCUGGUAUUUAUAUAUUAUUUUUAAGAAGAAAAUGAGAGUAAAAAGCAUAUACACUUUUUAGAAAAAUGUUGUUCAAUCGUUUACAAAUCAUUGCCACUGUUAAAGUCUUUUAAAUUUGUAAACAUUAGAUACCCAUGACAAAUAUAAAUAAAUAAACAAACAUUAGAAGCCCACCUCCCUUGACUCGACUUGAUUCUAUCAUCAUCAAUAAUGCCUGCUUCUUUUUGUGCAGCUUCACAAAGAAAUAAACUAUUUACUACUAGUAUUGGUUCUUACCUAAUUUUAGGAGCUCAAGAGCAUCUAUUUUGAUCAGCAUCUUUAAUUUCUUGUUUUUUUCAAAGGCAACCAGCAUCCUUAAUUUCUCCCAGCAAGCAAGCAGAAAUGGAGAUUAAGGAACAUCCACUGCUUCCUUUUUCUUUAGGUGAGAAAGGUCUGCAGCUUCCUGUUCCUAACCAAGAAGAAAUUGAUGGAGCUUUUCAGCGUCUAGAAGCCGUUCCUCAUAGCAUUGUCACUGAAAUCCUGGGGAAAUUGUCUUCUCAGAUUCUCAGGGAGCUUGGAGUGGAGUGGGGCGUCAAGGAUGCACUUGAGAAACUCGGAAGCAUAGUUUCGACAACCACACCGGUGCUUACUGAUGCAGCCAGGAAGAGAAUGGAAAACGAGGAGAUCGGUGAGUGGCUCGAAAAGUUCAUUCUUGCAGUUUAUGAUGCCGAUGACUUGGUUGAUGACUUCUCCACUGAAGCUCUGCAGCGCAAAGUAAUGAUUCAGGAGGAUAAGUACUGGGGAACAAAGAAGGUACGCAUUUUCUUUUCGAGCUCCAACCAGCUUGUUUUUCGAUUUAAGACGGGUCGUAAAUUUAAGGCCAUUAGGAAGGUACUACGUGCCAUUGCAGAAAACAGGAUCUAUAUUAGCCGAUUAACUAAAAUAGAUCAUGAUGAAAGACGCUCUUCUCUAUCCACACAAGUUGGUGAUGAGAAUAACUACAUGAUGGAGUACUACAAUAGAAAGGAAACACUUUCUUUUUUUGUGCAACCAGCAGCAGCAGCAGAUCAAGAAGAGGAAGUAGUUAUUGGGAGGGAGGAAGAAAAAUUGGAUAUUGUAAAUAAGCUAGUGGACUGUGAAUUUGACGUGUCGGUCAUCCCAAUAGUUGGAACCGCGGGAGUAGGCAAGACCGCACUAGCUAAAUUAGUAUACAGUGAUGAGCGGGUCACUAAUCAUUUUGAACUGAAGAUGUGGGUGUGCUUUUCUGAUGUCUUUGAUAUGAAAAUGAUUGCAAAAGAAAUGAUAGAAUCUGCAACAGGCAGGAAAGUACCUGAAAAACUAAUUCAUCAUCAUAUGGAUGGAGUAAUUCAAGAUCGCCUUAGGAAAGAAAUUGAUAGGAAAAGGUUCCUGCUUGUAUUGGACAAUGUGUGGAAUGAAGAAGGUGAUUUAUGGCUACAGCUAUCAGAUCUCUUGAUGGGUGGCGAGAGGGGAAGUAAGAUAUUGCUAACUACUUGUAGUGAAUACAAAGUGGCAAUGUAUCCCACAAUUUCACCAUUACUUUUAGAACCCUUGCCGUUUCAGGCAUCAUGGUCCCUUUUUAAAAUCACAUUUCAACAUGGGGAAGAGCAAAAUACUGUGCCACAUGUAGUUGAAAUCGAAGAGCAAAUUCUAAAUAUGUGUCAAGGUCUUCCUCUUGCCAUAAGGGCUUUAGGAGGCCUACUACACGCUCAAGAUGCAGAUGAUGAGUUGUUGUUGGCUUCCAAAACCCUUGAGCAAAAAAUAAAUGAAGAGAGGUUUUUUGUUUUACCUAUAUUGAGGUUGAAUUACGACCAUCUUCCCUCGUAUCUUAAGCGAUGCUUCGAAUUCUGUUCCUUAUAUCCAAAAGAGCGUGUAAUUUAUAAGAAAGACUUGAUAAGGUUGUGGGUUGCUCAUGGACUUAUUCAGCCAGUGGAUAAAAAUCCAGAUCUGGAAGAUGUUGGAGAUUUGUAUUUUCAGGACUUGUUAAGGAGGUCCUUUUUUCAAUAUGUUGAAAGAGACGAAUGGGGUGAUAUAGUAAGUUGUAAAAUGCAUGAUGUUAUCAGUGACCUUGCAAGAUUUGCUGCAGGAAAAGAGAAUUUCGUUCUGAAUUCAGAUGCAAAAGAUGUUCCUUCAACAAUUCGUCAUGUGUCAUUUGCUUCCUGUGAAGGUAUAUCAAUUGAUAUUCUGGCCAACUUGCGCAGAGCUAACAAGAUACGAACAUUUCUUUUGCAUGGUCAACGUAUAGGUUUUGGUGAGCCAAACAGUUUAGUUUCUGAAAUACUAGAGCUAACAAGGUUGCGUGUGUUGGAUCUCCAUUGCUUGGGGAUCAAAACAGUGCCAAGUUGCAUAAGCAAGCUGCAAUAUUUGAGGUAUCUUGAUCUUUCUGAAAAUUGUGCUAUAAAGAGUCUACCAAGUUCCAUUACUUUGUUGCAAAAUUUGCAAACGUUAAAACUCUCUGGUUGUUGUCAUCUGGAAGAAUUGCCAAAAGAGACUAGGAAACUGGUUAGCCUUAGGCAUCUUGAGCUUGAUGGAUGUAUUGGUUUGACUCGUAUGCCAUAUGGGUUAGGCCAGUUGACUUCUCUUUGAACAUUAACACUUUUCGUAUUGGACACAGACAACAUUGCCUCUAAGCUCAGUGGUGGUUUGAGUGAACUGAAAGGACUAACCAGUCUAAGGGGAUAGUUAACGAUUGAACGAUUGGGACGACCGUGCUCAGCAAGCACAACAGAAGAAGCCCAAAUCGAGGAAGCAAACUUUCUGAAGGAGAAACAACACCUUCAGUCACUGCAAUUAAAAUGGACCAAUGAUGAUGAUGGUGGUGAUGGUGGUGAUGGUGAUGAUGACGAUGACGCCAAUGAUGAGUUAGUUUUAAUAUUUGAAGGCCUCCAACCACACCCGAAUUUGAAGAGGCUUUCAGUAACAGGGUAUGGGAGUUUGAGUUUCCCAAGUUGGAUGAUGAGUAGUGGUUUAUCCCUCCCAAAUUUAGUCAAAAUUACUAUCGCGGACUGUUCCAGAUGCGAACAACUUCCACAGUUCGGGCAACUUCAUUUUCUCCAAGUUCUUGAACUUUCUCAGCUGGCUUCCCUAGAAUACAUAGACAACAGCAGCCGUACUAAUGGUGGUGGUGAUGAGUCACUUUCUUUUUCACCCUCUUCAUCAACAGGAGGACGAGAACUAACGGCAACAUUCUUCCCAUCCCUGAAAAAACUUCUACUCAAUGGCUUGACUAAUUUGAAGGGAUGGUGGAGGUGUGAAGCAGAAGAACCAAUGGCAUUUCCUUCUCUUUCGGUAUCAGCCAUCCAAAACUGUCCCAAGCUGGCAUCAAUGCCUCUGCAUCCAUGUGUUGAAGAACUAGAAUUGAUGCGGGUCAGUGAGAAGCUAGUACAACAACAGUUCACAAUGAUGGCAACGGCAACAAUUCCAACAACGGACCCAAUGUUGCCCUCUUCACUCUCUUCACAAGUUCCUCUUUCCAAAUUGAAGUCUCUAUGUAUUCAGUACAUUGAUGAUCUAGUUAUUCUGCCAGAAAGGGCUAUUGAAAGCCUCACUUUUCUCCGGUUUCUUGAGAUCUCUUGGUGUCCUAGAUUAACUUCUCUCUCAGAAGUGAUGUGGCAUCUCACAGCGCUUGAGAAGAUGGAGAUCAACGACUGCCCGAUGCUUGAUUUGCUGGAAGAUGAUAAUGGCAUGCAUUUCAAAGGCCUUAGGAACCUAACUUCUUUGAAGAUUAAAAGAAUACCAAAAUUGGUGCAUCUCCCUGUGGGCCUUCAACGUGUUACCACUCUCAAAUCUCUUUACAUUGAAAGGUGUGUAGAGUUGAUUACUUUAAAAAAUUCGAUUGGCAAACUCGAAUCACUUCAACGACUUGUGAUUUUUGAUUGCCACAAAUUGACAUCGCUGCCAGACGGAAUACGACAUCUCACGUCCCUCAUGUCACUGGAGAUUGAUGGCUGCCAAGAGCUUGAUUUGUCUGAUGGCUUUCAAUUUCAAGGCCUUCGGAACCUAAGUUCUCUGACGAUAAAAAGAAAUCCAAUGUUGGUGUCUCUUCCUGUGGGUUUUCAGUAUGAUAGCUCUCUGCAGUCUCUGGAGAUACAUAUUUGUGAAAAUUUGACAGCUUUACCUUACUGGAUUGGCAAUCUCAAAUCACUAAAACGGCUUUCCAUUUACGGCUGUCCCAAAUUGGCAUCAUUGCCUGAGGGGAUGCAUGGCCUCACUGCAUUAAAAGUUCUGAGUCUUCACAAUUGUCACCCCAGUUUAUAUAAAAGAUGCCAUAAGGAAACAGGGGAAGAUUGGCCUAAGAUUGCGAACAUCCCAAAUGUUUCUGUGUGUUGAUUAUGCUUACAACAAUGGUACACAGAACUAGAUGGAGCACGCAUUGCUAAAUUCAAAGACGGUUACACAAUACAUUUUACAAGCAGCAACAUUAAGCUAAAAUGCUGAUUCACCAAGAAGAGGAGCUAUAGGUCCGCUUUCUUGAUCGUUGGGUCUAUAUCCUGUAAAAAUAGAUAUUAUAGUGAGUUAUUCCAGGAUAUGUUGGAUUUUCAGUUUGUGCGCAAGCACAUCAUUGGGGUAUAGUUGUAAGAUGUUUCUUCUCACCCCUUCCUUUCAUUUAUUUAUUUUGUCGUAACUAAAUGAUGAAAGGCCAGCUGAUCCAUUUUCCUAGUUGUGUUUCUUUAGACUUGAAAACAGCAUUAACAAACUUAUGCUAUCCUUAAAUGAAUAUCAUUUGAGUGUCAUCAUAAUAAUCAUCAUCAUCAAUACUUCAUCAUCAUCUUCUGUUAAUAGUCUAUAUUUGUAUAUAAUUCUUAUGAACAGGGAAAGAGCUCUAUUGUUCCCCAAUAUAAGCUGCUAAGUUAUUAGAAUGCAAGAUAUAGACCCAUGGCCAGAUGGGUACUUCAUCAAGUUUACUUAAGCUGGAAGGUUAUCUUUUCGAAGCUCCAGUUUUGGGGAAGUGCCAGGUGACUUGGACUGAAGCAUGACUCAACUGAGUAUGGGCAAUUUGAGUGUUUCAUUGUUCCUUCUGUUGAUGGAAAAUUUGAGUUGUUGGGCAUCAAGUCCAGUGUCUCCCUCUUUACUCCCGAAAGCUUCUCCACAUUGUUCGAGGGCGCCCCAAGUAUUCGAAAGAUGCUAAAAGGUAAUUGUGAUAUUGGCGAUGUUUCAUGUAUUGGACCCCCCAAAUGGGCAAUACUUGCUGCAAUAUUGUGUAGAAUUUACCCUAAUUAAGUUCCUUAAUACUUCUUUCCAAUUAAGAUCUGUUUCAAAAAUCG
Messenger RNA from Cornus florida, 6245 nucleotides. RefSeq names its product putative disease resistance protein RGA1. Gene Ontology annotation, biological process: defense response to other organism. Gene Ontology annotation, molecular function: protein binding; ADP binding. The transcript has 6 exons. The record is from RefSeq and is a predicted model, not a curated record. NCBI's taxonomy places the organism in Eukaryota, Viridiplantae, Streptophyta, Magnoliopsida, Cornales, Cornaceae. Bases 1366 to 3567 code for a protein of 733 amino acids.